AUGACUCCACUACACAUUGCAUCUUUGGAAAAACAUAUAAAUCUGGCGAUUGUUUUGAUAGAAAAUGAGGCUCAAAUUAACGCAAAAAAUAAAGACCAGCAGACACCGUUACGAAGUGUGAUCAAGGAGAAUUAUUUUGACAUAGUAAAGUUACUGGUGGAAUCUGGUGCCGACUUGAAUGCAGCAGAUAAAAAUAAGUGGUCACCACUGCAUGCCGCUUCUUCAAAUGGACUCAGUCGUAUAGCAAAAUAUUUGAUUGAAAAAGGUGCUGAAAUCGACGCAAAAACUGCAUAUAUGCAAACACCAUUACAUCUUGCAACAUCUGAAAGCCACAUCAGUGUCGUAAAAACUUUGAUAGAUGCAGGAGCCUCUAUUGACGAAUUGGACAAAAAUAAGAUUCCAAUUUGA
Molecule: messenger RNA, 408 nt
Organism: Enterobius vermicularis (human pinworm)
Lineage: Eukaryota; Metazoa; Nematoda; Chromadorea; Rhabditida; Oxyuridae
Source: the annotation of a GenBank genome assembly